CACUAGUCGAGCCCACUGCUUUAAAUUCCUUCAUUUGGUUGACUCAGUAUUGACUACAUCUCAAUAUAAAUACACUUCCUUCUUUUAUUUAUUACGUAUAGUAACUCUUUCUCUUCUCAAACUCCUCAUCUUUCUCUUAAUCAAUCUAGGAACAAAUUCUACAACACUUCAACGCAGAUCUCGAAUUACUCUCCUUAUCAAUAAUGAAGAAAGUGAUGUUGAAAUUGGAUGUUCAUGAUGAGAAGUGCAAGCAAAGGGCAAUGAAGAUGGCCUCUUCUGUUACUGGGCUUGAUUCAAUCUCAAUGGACAUGAAGGAGAAAAAAUUGACACUAACAGGAGACAUAGAUCCAGUAGCAUUAGUGAGUAAACUAAGGAAAGUGUAUCAUACAGAAAUUGUCUCAGUUGGGCCUGCAAAAGAGCCCGAGAAGAAAAAAGAUGAGCCCAAGAAACAAGAGCCCAAAAGUCAGGCCCAAGUUGGUGAGGCUGUAACGGGCUUUUACGCACCUCCCUAUUAUGUUCAUUAUCAUCCUGUUAGCAAUCAUAGUGUGGAAGAAAAUCCAAACUCUUGUGUUAUUUGUUAAAUAGUUUAAUUUUCAAAGCUUAAUGACAAUUAAUAAUGUUUAGUCAUUUUAUGAGUUUUGCCUUGUAUUUUAAUUGGAGUGUGGUAGAGAUGCUUAAUGUAUAGUUAUCAGCAAUAAGCCAAUAAUGUGUAAGGUAUAAUUGUAUAAAACAUAAUUUCUCUAGUUAAUGAAGUUUUACGUUUGUCAA
Messenger RNA from Chenopodium quinoa (quinoa), 768 nucleotides. RefSeq names its product heavy metal-associated isoprenylated plant protein 39-like. Gene Ontology annotation, molecular function: metal ion binding. The transcript is spliced from 3 exons. Bases 204 to 581 code for a protein of 125 amino acids. The record is from RefSeq and is a predicted model, not a curated record. NCBI's taxonomy places the organism in Eukaryota, Viridiplantae, Streptophyta, Magnoliopsida, Caryophyllales, Amaranthaceae.